CUCCUACUUCUCACACCUUCACUCAGCUCUGAAUAUUCCUGAACCAUCUCUCUCUCUCUCUCUCACACACUCUUCUUCUUCCUCUCAAUCUACAUGCGUGUCUCCUUUCUUUCUUCUCUACUGACUAUCUCUUCAAUCCCUUCUUCAGCUUAUAUGAGGUGAUUUCUGUAGCGACCUCUUACUUUGUCUUGUUUUGUACUGUGUUAGCAUCUCUCGCCAUUGACAGUUUCCUUCAGCUUUGCUUCCGUCGCCGGUUUUCUGCAUGGGACUCCGGCUGAACCCACAAGCUCCGACGCCGUCUUCGGCGGCGACCCUUUAUGGAUAGAUGCAAGAAAACGAAGGCAACACCUACCAUCAUGGUUCGAGUACCACUAGCUCGACUCCCGACGGGAGCCCCGUUCUGACGUUGAAUCUCAGAGAGCGUGAAGAGCCUAUUUUCUACGCUAAUUUGGACUCGCUUUGCCCAAUGGCUUCCACGACUUCCACAUCCACCGAGCCGCUUCCUUCCAUCGACGAUAUUGCCGUCAAGGCGGUGAACAAGCGGUACGAAGGACUGGUCACAGUGCGAACCAAAGCCAUAAAGGGCAAAGGAGCUUGGUACUGGGCGCAUUUGGAACCCGUUCUGAUUCGGAACCCCGACACAGGAGUUCCAAAAUCCGUGAAGCUGAAAUGCUCCUUGUGUGACUCUGUGUUCUCGGCCUCGAACCCAUCGAGAACUGCUUCGGAGCACUUGAAGAGGGGUACGUGCCCCAAUUUCAGCUCUGGUUUGAGACCCAAUUCAUCGCUCUCGCCGAUGCCGAUAUCUUCGGUGGCUUUGCCUACUUCGAACAAUCACAAGAAGAGAAGCUCUCCUCAAACGGCUCCGACUUCUCCUCCUCCUUCAAGUUAUCAAAAUCAUUCCUUGGCAAUGGUCGAGUCCUCUCGGUUUUACGGCGAAUUGAGUUAUUCACAGGUGCAGAACUCCGUUGGGAUGAAUCAGCAGCAUUUGGUGCUUUCCGGUGGGAAGGAGGAUUUGAGUGCAUUGGCUAUGUUUGAAGAUAGUGUGAAAAAGCUCAAGAGUCCUAAGGCCUCACCAGGUCCUGUUUUAAGCAAGGAACAGAUUAACUCUGCUAUGGAGUUGCUCGCGGAUUGGUUCUACCAAUCAUGUGGGUCUGUGUCGUUCUCAGCUCUCGAGCAGACCAAAUUUCAAGCCUUCCUCAGCCAGGUGGGUUUGCCGACAACAACUCUGCGACGUGAAAUCUCGGGUUCUCGACUUGAUGCUAGGUUUAAUGAGGUCAAAGCUGAGUCAGAAGCCAAAAUAAGAGAUGCUAUGUUUUUUCAGUUAUCUAGCGAUGGUUGGAAGAACGAUAACUGGUACAGCUUGUGUUGUGGGGGAGAGAAUUUGGUGAAGUUUACUGUUAAUCUUCCAAAUGGGACUAGUGUAUUCCAAAAAGCAGUGUUUACUGGGGGAGUCACGUCCCCCAAGUAUGCGGAGGAGCUUUUAUGGGAAACAGUUGCAGGUGUAAGUGGAAAUGUUGUGCAGAGAUGUGUGGGAAUUGUAGCAGACAAAUAUAAGGCGAAAGCGUUGAGGAACUUGGAGUUUCAGAAUCACUGGAUGGUAAAUAUUUAUUGUCAGCUUCAGGGGUUCAUUAGUUUAAUCAAGGAUUUUAACAAAGAGCUCCCACUUUUCAGGGUUGUGACUGAGAAUUGCCUAAAAGUUGCAAAUUAUAUAAACAAUGAAUCUCAGGUUAGGAACAUUUUUCUCAAGUACCGGAUACAGGAGCUUGAAUUCACUGGGUUGCUUCGAAUUCCUUCGCCCAAGUGUGAUUAUUUGAAUAACUUUGCAUCUGUCUUUCCAAUGUUGGAGGACAUAUUGGGCUGUGCUAGAGUGAUCCAAAUGGUUAUGUUGGAAGACUCGUUUAAGGUAACAUGCAUGGAGGAUCCACAAGCGAGGGAAGUUGCUGCAAUUGUUCAGAGUGAGGGAUUCUGGAAUGAUUUGGAGGCAGUUUAUUCUCUUGUAAAGCUUAUCAAAGCAAUAGUUCAAGAUAUUGAGGCUGAGAGACCACUGAUUGGUCGAUGUCUGCCUCUCUGGGAGGAAACAAGGACCAAAGUGAAGGAGUGGUGUGCAAAAUACAAUGUUGUGGAAGGACCUGUGGAGAAAAUACUUGAAAAACGAUUCAGAAAGAAUUACCACCCUGCUUGGUCAGCUGCAUUUAUACUCGACCCACUUUACUUGAUCAAAGACACAAGUGGGAAAUACCUUCCUCCAUUCAAAUGCUUGACGCGUGAACAAGAAAAAGAUGUAGAUAAGUUAUUGACAAGGCUAGCUUCACGAGAAGAUGCUCAUGUUGUGUUGAUGGAGCUCAUGAAAUGGAGGUCAGAAGGGCUCGACCCCCUUUAUGCGCAGGCAGUUCAAAUGAAACAAAAGGACCCUGUGACUGGGAAGAUGAAAGUAGCAAACCCACCGAGCAGCAGACUUGUGUGGGAAACUUGCCUAAGUGAGUUAAAGUCUCUGGGGAAGAUUGCCGUAAGGCUUAUUGUUCUGCAUGCAACCUCAUGUGCCUUUAAGAGUAAGUGGUCUUUCAUGAGAAAAGUUACUGCAAAUAAGCACUCCAGAGUCGGAUUGGAGAGAGUUCAGAAGAUGAUAUACAUUGCUGCUCAUGCCAAGCUUGAAAAGAGAGACAUUUCUAGUGAUGAAGAAAAGGAUGCAGAACUGUUUGCCAUGUCGGGUAGUGAGGAUGGAAUGCUGGCUGAGGUCUUUGCUGAGGCACCCUUAGUAGUUGGGAUGGCUUGAAUGAGUUGGGUCGGUGGCUAACCAGACUUGGUGAUGACAUGGGUCAACCUUGGAAGAACAAGAGAGAGAAUCUCUAUAGCCAAAGAAGCAGUUCUGGUAGAUAUCACCUGGCAAACCUCUCGUGUUCGUUUAUGAAAUUGGAGGGGCCCGCCACGGGGAGCGGGGGCCCAUCUUAGUGUCGUGGUCAAAGAAAAGUGAGGUAUGAGUGGCUUUCCUUCACAUCAAUCCAUCCACCCCCUUUCUCUGUUAUAUGUGUGUGUCUGUGUUAAUUGGUUUUUUUCGCUUAGCCCACAACCUUUGGUAACUUUGGUUUCAAACAUAAAAUUUUGUGAUAAUUCACUAGUCAUUGGGGCCUUAUGCAAACUAUUGUCUAUCUAAUUGUUGAAAAUUGGAGGUUUGCUGAAUGAACCGUUUGAGUUGUCAUGAUUACUAAUAAAAGUCUUGAUGAAAGUGGAAGCAAGGAGGGUUGUCGGCGUGAGAAGAUACAUGAUCUGGUUGAAAGGGUAUAUUGUAACGUCAUGGAGCUGUUUUUGCUUGUAAAUUGAAGUGAUUAUUCUUAACCAUGUCCAUGAACAACUGGUUUGAGUUCUAAAUUCUGGCGCUGUUAAUUGUCUCUUUUUGCCUCUUCCUAUCAUACAUUUUUUUUAAGGUUUUUUUUUUUUUUUUUUUUGCUG
Prosopis cineraria is the source of this 3447-nucleotide messenger RNA. RefSeq lists its product as uncharacterized. The transcript is spliced from 2 exons. The record is from RefSeq and is a predicted model, not a curated record. Bases 326 to 2773 code for a protein of 815 amino acids. NCBI's taxonomy places the organism in Eukaryota, Viridiplantae, Streptophyta, Magnoliopsida, Fabales, Fabaceae.